This is a messenger RNA of Gossypium arboreum, 555 nucleotides long. Its product is annotated as ubiquitin-fold modifier 1. Lineage: Eukaryota; Viridiplantae; Streptophyta; Magnoliopsida; Malvales; Malvaceae. The record is from RefSeq and is a predicted model, not a curated record. Gene Ontology annotation, cellular component: cytoplasm; nucleus. Bases 91 to 357 code for a protein of 88 amino acids. The transcript has 4 exons. Gene Ontology annotation, biological process: protein K69-linked ufmylation.
UAUAUAUUAAUUUCGAGAAAUUUAAUUAAAAAGAUUAUAUAUAAUCAGUUCUCUUUUUGUUGGGAAAAUUUCAGAAAGCAAAGGAGAGAAAUGGCGAGCGGAGGAAAAGUGUCAUUUAAAGUCACUCUUACCUCUGAUCCUAAGCUCCCUUUCAAAGUGUUUAGCGUGCCUGAAGCAGCCCCUUUUACAGCCGUCUUGAAAUUCGCAGCCGAGGAAUUCAAAGUCCCUCCUCAAACCAGUGCUAUCAUCACCAAUGAUGGUGUGGGAAUCAAUCCUCAGCAAAGUGCAGGAAAUGUGUUCCUCAAACAUGGAUCGGAACUUCGCCUGAUUCCCCGUGACAGGGUGGGAGCCUUUUGAAAUAACAAAAACUUCAUUUGUUAUCUCUGAGUGAGAAGACUGGUUAUGACUUUGUUUGGUUAUGGAUCCUUUGUUUUGGUAUGUAUGUUUAAACUUUUACUUGAGUGUAGAACAUGACGGAUAGCAAAUUCUUUUUCCCCUAAAGAAAAUAUAUAAGAGCAAUAAUAAAAUAAAGACCCUGAAUUUUGUUUGAUGCAA